Dreissena polymorpha is the source of this 812-nucleotide messenger RNA. RefSeq lists its product as uncharacterized. Lineage: Eukaryota; Metazoa; Mollusca; Bivalvia; Myida; Dreissenidae. Bases 5 to 592 code for a protein of 195 amino acids. The transcript has 2 exons. The record is from RefSeq and is a predicted model, not a curated record.
UUCAAUGCUUUUAGAUUCCAAUCAAAACACAAAGUCUGGAACUGCUGAUCGGCUAUCACCGCAAGAGCUGCCAUCUCAUGGGGAAUCUAAGAUCAGUACUGACCAGCCAUUCACCAGUCCAGUGAAGGCACGGAAUGUCAACAAGAAGACACCAGUCCUGACAGAAUCCAAACUCUCUAGGUGGAAGAGGCACAAAUCAAAUGAACAGCAAGCAACACAGUCGGAGAGCACUUCACCAGUAAUAGUCUCUGAGAUGGACGCGUCUGUUGUACCCACAAUAGUUAAAACAAGCACUAUAAUUAAAGAUACCACUGAAAAUUUGUCAUCAAAUGCAAAGACUUUAGAAACACCCUCAAGAACUCCACACGUGACAGAGAGUGAACCCCCCACUGUUGUGUCAGCCCCAGCAAUAAAGAGGCAGGCCUCUGAACAACCGGUCACUGAAAGUGUAUCCAAAGAAAAGAAGGCCAAGCUGUCAGUCACGUUGGAUUUGGACGAUGAUCUGCUGAAUCUCAGUGACGAUGAUUUCCAAUUGGAUGAAAAUCAAGACCACGAUGAACUUAUGAAAGAAAUUGAUGAACUUUUGUCAUAGCAUGCUUUACAUUGUUACUGAUGUAUUGGCAUUUUAAUGCAUGUCACAUAAUGAAUGUCUAUACAUUGAUUGGUGAGUUAUUGUAAACAUAUGGUAAAUAAGAAUGUUAUUUUUGUUUAAAAAUGUUAAGUAAACAAACACCAUAUUUAUUUCAAAAGUAUGUACAUGUGUAAAUGAUUGCAUCAAGAAGUGCUUAUGAUGAAUAAAGCUAAAGAAGUCA